Molecule: messenger RNA, 1191 nt
Organism: Dovyalis caffra
Lineage: Eukaryota; Viridiplantae; Streptophyta; Magnoliopsida; Malpighiales; Salicaceae
Source: the annotation of a GenBank genome assembly
AUGGAUUCUCACAUCUAUGGUGUCUCCAAGAAAACCCUUUUUUUCUUUACUCUUCUUUGUCUUUCCGUUUACUCUAUCUCUGCAUUGCCCCAUCAGAAUAAAACUGGCAAUAGUACGGGUACGGGUCAGAUGAUAAACUCCAACUCGGUGCUUGUUGCGCUUCUUGAUUCACAUUACACUGAGUUAGCUGAGCUCGUUGAAAAAGCUCUCCUUCUACAAACCCUCGAAGAAGCUGUUGGCAAACACAACGUCACCAUCUUUGCACCAAGAAAUGAAGCUUUAGAGCGUCAACUUGACCCCGAAUUCAAACGGUUUUUACUUGAACCCGGUAAUCUCAAAUCUCUCCAAACCCUCUUGUUGUUCCACAUUAUCCCCCUACGGGUCGGAUCCAAUGACUGGCCGGGUCGCAAGUCAAACCCCACAAGACACACAACACUCUGCAACGACCAUCUGCACUUAAUCACCAAGAAUUCAGGCGAAAAGCUUGUCGGAUCCGCCGAACUGACUCGACCCGACGACGUGACCCGACCAGAUGGUGUUAUUCACGGCAUUGAGCGGCUUCUGAUCCCACAGUCAGUUCAGGAAGACUUCAACAGGAGAAGAAAUCUGAGAUCCAUAUCAGCUGUAUUGCCUCAAGGAGCACCAGAAUUUGAUCCCAGAACCCACAGAUUGAAAAAACCCGAACCACCAGCUCGCGCAGGGUUAGUAUCUGAAGGUUACGUGCUUACGGUUUUGGCACCAAAUGAUGAAGCCAUGGCUAAGUUAACAACAGACCAGUUGAGUGAACCAGGGGCACCAGAGCAGAUUAUUUAUUACCAUAUAAUCCCUGAGUACCAAACUGAAGAGAGUAUGUAUAAUGCUGUUAGGAGGUUUGGGAAAAUAGGGUAUGAUACGUUAAGGUUGCCACAUAAAGUUGUGGCCCAAGAAGCUGAUGGGUCGGUUAAGUUCGGGUCCGGUGAUGGGUCGGCUUAUUUGUUUGACCCGGAUAUUUAUACAGAUGGGAGGAUUUCAGUUCAAGGGAUUGAUGGGGUUUUGUUUCCUGAAGUUGAGAAAGAAAGUACUUCUGUUAAGAAAUCCGUCAGCCCUGUUAAGGUUGCCACUACCAAGCCAAGAAGAGGGAAAUUAAUGGAAGUAGCUUGUAGAAUGCUUGGAACUUUUGGACAGGAUUCACAUUUCACUACAUGUCAAUGA